This is a messenger RNA of Setaria italica (foxtail millet), 1822 nucleotides long. Its product is annotated as putative F-box/FBD/LRR-repeat protein At1g78760. The record is from RefSeq and is a predicted model, not a curated record. Bases 66 to 1658 code for a protein of 530 amino acids. Gene Ontology annotation, molecular function: protein binding. Lineage: Eukaryota; Viridiplantae; Streptophyta; Magnoliopsida; Poales; Poaceae. The transcript has 3 exons.
CCGGUCGCCUCCUCUCAAACCCCUUGUCUCCUCAUUUUCCCCCUUCCGGCGGCGGCGGCGCGGCCAUGGCCGGCCAGGCACAGCCCUCCACGAUGCACCAAGAUGUGCUGCGUGUAGCUGACAGCGGAGGCAUGGACCCGCAGGAGCUGGAGGCGCUCUUCGACCGCGUGCUCUCCUCCAUCCACGACGCGCUCCCCGCCCCGCCCGUCUCCGCCGACGGAGACCUCUGCAUCCUCUUCGACGCCGAGGGCGGGGGCGUCGACCGCCUCAGCUGCCUCCCCGACAAGCUCCUCUGCGACAUCGUCUCCCGCCUCCCCAUCAAGGACGCCGCGCGCACGGCCGUGCUCUCCCGCCGCUGGAGGCCCAUCUGGCGCGCCGCCCCGCUCGUCCUCGUCGACACCCACCUCCUCCCGGCCGGCGACGACGAGAUCCCCGUCCACCUCGACCGCGCCCACUCCAACACCGUCGCCGCCACCGUCUCCCGCAUCUUCGCCGCGCACCCGGGCCCGUUCCGCUGCGUCCGCCUCACCUGCUGCUACAUGGAGGAGGACCGGGCCCAGCUCGAGCGCUGGCUCAAGAUCUUCGCCGUCAAGGGCAUCGAGCAGCUCUUCCUCAUCAACCGCCCGUGGCCGCUCGCGAUCAACAAGCACCUCCCCGCCACGUUCUUAAGCAUGGCCACGCUCACCCGUCUCUACCUCGGCUUCUGGAGGUUCCCCGACACAUCCGCUCUCCCGCGCGGCGCCGCCUUCCCCUGCCUCCGCGAGCUCGCCCUCUGCGGCAUCGUCAUGGACAGCCGCGACAUGGACUUCGUCCUCGCCAGGAGCCCCGUGCUGGAGAUCCUCUCCGUCGACGGCCACAUGCUACCCCCUCUGCGUCUCCGCAUCGUCAGCCACAGUCUCCGGUGCAUGCAGAUCCACAGUUCCAGUGUGGAGAGCGUCACCGUGGUGGACGCCCGGCGCCUCGAGCGGCUAUUCCUGGGGAAAAGGACAAAUGAGAGUUCGUCCUUCAAGAUCAAGAUCGGGCAUGCCCCCGCGCUGCGCAUGUUUGGAAGCAUUGAGCUGGAAAAUGAAGAGCUGCAGGUCGGCAACACCACCGUCAAGGCUGGGACAGUGGUGAACUCAAGUGUCAUGGUCCCAUCUGUCACGACCCUGGACGUAAAUGUGCGAUUUGGAGUACGCAAUGAUACCAAGAUGCUUCCCAGCAUCCUCAGAUGCUUUCCCAACAUCGAGGUGCUGCAUAUCCAUUCCAAGAAAACUACGGAAUCUACUGGCAGGCUCGGCAUCAAGUUCUGGCAGGAAUCUUGUGCCAUCAAAUGCGUCCUGUCGAGCAUCAACAUGUUGUCAUUCUAUGAUUUCCGAGGGGAGCGGAAUGAGCUUGCCUUCCUUAAGUUCUUUGUUGAGAGUGCACAGAUGCUGAAGAUACUUGUGGUUGUGUAUGCCAAUGGGUAUUGCAGUUCGAGGGAUAAGGCGAAUUCCAAAGUGAAGGCCCUGUUUGCUGGAAAAAGGGCCAAUGAUAGCUGUAAAGUGGUGGUCUGUGAGAGUAGGUUUUCUGAAGGUGGUAGGUGCUGGGAACUCCAAAGAGGCUGUGAUUUCUCUUUUGAUGACCCUUUCGGGCUAAUAGGGUGUAGUUCCUUUGGAGUUCAUCAAUGGUCGGUUUAGGUAUUUGGAUGCAAGGCACUGUUAUUCCCUUUUGAAGGUUAAGCAAGGUUCUUAUUAGCAAUUCAGGGGCUUGAGUGUUGAUGUUACUAGUAAUAUCCUCCAAGGAAAUAACUGCUACUUGGACAAAUGCUGUUUUCUGGAUGACACCCAUAACUUACUAUGCC